Messenger RNA from Oncorhynchus tshawytscha (Chinook salmon), 5430 nucleotides. RefSeq names its product sodium/calcium exchanger 3-like. Gene Ontology annotation, biological process: cell communication; sodium ion transmembrane transport; calcium ion import across plasma membrane. Lineage: Eukaryota; Metazoa; Chordata; Actinopteri; Salmoniformes; Salmonidae. The transcript has 16 exons. Bases 479 to 3538 code for a protein of 1019 amino acids. Gene Ontology annotation, cellular component: axon; postsynapse; sarcolemma. Gene Ontology annotation, molecular function: calcium:sodium antiporter activity. The record is from RefSeq and is a predicted model, not a curated record.
GACUGCGAUCCCGUGAGAGUGUGCGAGUGUGUUUGGUUUCGGAAGGGAGUGGAAAGCCCUCCGCGACACAGUGUCACUCAUAUAAUGUGACACAGGGAGGGGACAGGGGAGAGAGAGAGCGAGGGUUCGUAUCGGUUGUGGCUACAGAACACUGGGAAAAAAGGCAAUGCACGCGCGCACCGUCGCCUAGGCUACCGUCGGUGCCGUUAUCUAGCCUUCUGAAUGAAGGAUUGAAGCUGAAGAUUCCCAAAGGUUUUCCUCCCGGAGAAAACAGAAACAAUAUUUGUUUUUUGUUUUUCUCUCUCUCUCUGUCUCUCUCUCUCUUUCUCGCUCCUCCAUCCUUCUUUCGGGUCUCUGAGGAUGUGUCAGAACUGAGCUGUCUGUCAUUGAGAAGAAGCUGAUAUAUGAAAAUCAGAGCUGGUGUCAGAAGUUGACAAGACAGAGGACACGGAUAUUGAAAGACACAACGCUAAGACCAAUGUUAUGUCUGCCUAAAGUAACCUUACACAACGAAGCGGAUCGUAAAGACCGAGACCGGAAUCCUCAUCGCCACGAGACCUGCGGUGACCAGCGGAUCACAGGUGCAAGCACUCGUACACCGGAGAGAAACGAGACGUCGCUGGAGGAAUACGGUUUCAAGUGUGUUCUAAAACACAGAAGGAUCAUGUCACGCCUACAUCUCCACCUCUCCUCCCUCCGUUCCUCCUCUCUCUCCUCUGUCCUUCUCCUAGUCUUCCUCUCCUCCAUGCUCCUCCUGUCCCUCCCCAGCCCGGCCGUGGCCGGUACCACUCCUCUAUCAGAGGGGGGUAACGUAAAGGCUAACUGCACGGCUACAGGAGACCCCUGUCAGGAGGGGGUGGUACUGCCCGUCUGGAACCCACAGAACCCCUCUGUAGGAGACAAGGUAGCGCGGGCCAUUGUCUACUUUGUAGCGAUGAUCUAUAUGUUCCUGGGGAUGUCCAUCAUAGCUGAUAGAUUCAUGUCUUCUAUAGAGGUGAUAACCUCUCAGGAGAAGGAGAUCACCAUAAAGAAGUGGAACGGGGAGACAACCACAGCUACAGUGAGGAUCUGGAAUGAGACUGUGUCUAACCUCACUCUCAUGGCUCUGGGGUCAUCCGCUCCUGAGAUACUGCUCUCUGUUAUAGAGGUGUGUGGCCACGGCUUUGAGGCUGGUUCUCUGGGUCCCUCCACCAUUGUGGGCAGUGCUGCUUUUAACAUGUUCAUCAUCAUCGCGCUGUGUGUCUAUGUGGUUCCUGACGGAGAGACCAGGAAGAUUAAACAUCUCCGUGUGUUUUUCGUGACCGCGGCGUGGAGUGUGUUUGCAUACAUCUGGCUGUAUCUUAUCCUGUGUGUGUUCUCUCCUGGAGAGGUGGAAGUCUGGGAGGCCGUGGUCACCUUUCUGUUCUUCCCCCUCUGCGUGGUCCAGGCAUGGGUGGCCGAUCGACGAUUGCUCUUCUACAAGUACGUCCGCAAGCGUUACCGUGCCGACAAGCACAGAGGCAUCAUCGUUGAGACGGAGGUAGGGAUGGACGGAGGGAUGGGAGGAGGAGGAGGAGGAGGAGGAGGAGGGAUGUUGGGGCCGGGUGGGUUCACUAAGAUGGACAUGAUGGAGCUGGACGGACAGGUGGUGGAGGGAUGGAGGGAUGGAGGGAUGCUGGAGGACGGAGGACAAGAAGGGAGGAGGGAUCUGGAGGACGUGGCCAGGAGAGACAUGGCGAGGACCCUGAAGGAGCUGAAAGCCAGACACCCUGAUAGAGACACAGAGCAGCUUAUAGAGAUGGCCAACUACCAGGUGUUGGUCCAGCAACAGAAGAGCCGAGCGUUCUACCGUAUCCAGGCAACCAGGAUGAUGAUCGGAGCAGGCAACAUCCUGAAGAAGCAUGCUGCUGACCAGGCUAGGAAGGUGGUGAGCAGCCAGGAGCCCCACCUGCAGGAAGACGACCCCCACACGACCCGGAUGGAGUUUCAACCCUCCCACUACCAGUGCUUCGAGAACUGUGGCUCACUCAAACUGACCGUGGCCCGACAUGGCGGAGACCCUGGAGCUUCUGUUAAGGUGGACUACCGUACAGAAGACGGCACAGCCAACGCCGGUUCAGACUAUGAAUUCGCUGAAGGGACCCUCCUCUUCAAGCCGGGCGAGACCCUGAAAGAGAUAACUGUGGGCAUCAUAGACGACGACAUCUUCGAAGAGGAUGAGUACUUCUACGUUCACCUCAGUAACCCUCGUGUGGUUGGCUACGACCCGUUGGAGACAAACUCUAACUCCUCCCCCAAGGCGGUGCUCGGUGACGGCCACACGGCGACGGUGACCAUCUACGACGACGAUCACGCGGGGAUAUUUUCGUUUGAGAUCGACGCCCUGCGGGUGAGCGAGAGUGUUGGGGUCAUGGAGGUCAAGGUUCAGAGGACGUCGGGGGCUCGGGGGCUGGUGGUGGUGCCUUACAGGACCGUAGACGGGACAGCCCGGGGUGGAGAGGAUUUCGAAGAGGUGUCUGGGAAUCUGGAGUUCCAGAACGACGAGACGAUGAAGAUAAUCGAGGUGAAGAUUAUUGAUGAUGAGCUUUAUGAAAAGAACAAGACCUUCACAAUGGAGCUGGGGGAACCGCUACUUCUGGAUGCUGGCCAAAAACACGGUGACUCCAAUGAGAACAAGCCGACGGAUGACGAGGUGGCCAAGAUGGGCUGUCCCAGUCUGGGAGAAAACACACGGAUAGAGGUGGUCAUCGAAGAGUCUUACGAGUUCAAGUGUGGGGUGAAUACACUUAUGAGAAGAGCUAAGAAGAACACAGUAGAUAAGCUGAUCAAGAAGACUAAUCUUGCGUUGGUGGUGGGAAGCUGCAGCUGGAGAGAGCAGUUUGUCUCUGCCGUCACUGUCAGCGCAGGUGAUGAUGAUGAUGAGGAGAGUGGUGAAGAGCGUCUCCCGUCCUGUUUUGACUACAUCAUGCACUUCCUCACCGUCUUCUGGAAAGUUCUGUUUGCCUUUGUCCCUCCGACAGAGUACUGGAAUGGCUGGGCCUGCUUCAUCGUCUCCAUCAGUCUCAUCGGAGUUCUGACGGCUGUAACAGGAGACCUGGCCUCUGCCUUCGGCUGCACUGUGGGUCUGAAGGACUCUGUCACUGCCGUGGUGUUUGUAGCACUAGGGACCUCUGUACCAGACACCUUUGCCAGUAAGGUGGCCGCCAUCCAGGACCAGUACGCCGACGCCUCCAUCGGCAACGUAACCGGUAGCAACGCCGUGAACGUCUUCCUUGGGAUCGGAGUGGCGUGGACCAUCGCCGCCGUGUUCUGGCGCUCCAAAGGCCAGGUGUUUCGUGUCGACCCGGGCUCGCUGGCGUUCUCCGUCACGCUCUUCACGGUGAUGGCGUGCAUAUGCGUGAUGAUCCUCCUCUACCGACGGCGAGCGUCAGUGGCAGGCGGGGAGCUCGGAGGGCCGAGGACUACCAAGAUCAUCACAUCACUGGUCUUCUUCUUCAUGUGGCUGAUCUAUAUAUUGCUGUCAUCACUGGAGGCAUACUGUCACAUACCUGGGUUCUAGAGAGAGAGAGAGAGAUGGCGGGGCGGGUUGGGGGAGACAGAGAGGAGGAAUAGACACAGGGAGGGAACAAAAGGAAACUCGGCAAAAACUGGUUGAAUCAACAUUGUUUCCACGUUGUUUCAACAACAACAAAAAUGAAGCGUAAUGACGUUUAUUCAACGUUUAUUCAACGUGGGAAACGGAUUGGAUUUGCAACUUAAAUCCAAUGUCACAGGGACAUUUUUUUGUCAGCCAAAUGUAAAUGAAAAGUAGAUGUUGAAUUGACGUCUGCGCCAGUGGGAAGGGAGGGAGGCAGAGAGGACAUGUUGGAAAGAGCAUUCCCCCAUCUAACACUAGAGUCAGUAUUCUCCAUCUAACACUAGAGUCAGUAUUCUCCAUCUAACACUAGAGUCAGUAUUCUCCAUCUAACACUAGAGUCAGUAUUCUCCAUCUAACACUAGAGUCAGUAUCCCCCAUCUAACACUAGAGUCAGUAUUCUCCAUCUAACACUAGAGUCAGUAUUCUCCAUCUAACACUAGAGUCAGUAUUCUCCAUCUAACACUAGAGUCAGUAUUCUCCAUCUAACACUAGAGUCAGUAUCCCCCAUCUAACACUAGAGUCAGUAUUCUCCAUCUAACACUAGAGUCAGUAUUCUCCAUCUAACACUAGAGUCAGUAUUCUCCAUCUAACACUAGAGUCAGUAUCCCCCAUCUAACACUAGAGUCAGUAUUCUCCAUCUAACACUAGAGUCAGUAUUCUCCAUCUAACACUAGAGUCAGUAUUCUCCAUCUAACACUAGAGUCAGUAUUCUCCAUAUCAGUGAAAGCCUCUAAAAUCCCCUGCUGUUGUCCAACAGGUAGAGGUCAUAUCAGUGAAAGCCUCUAAUCCAACAGGUAGAGGUCAUAUCAGUGAAAGCCUCUAACAUCCAAAAGGUAGAGGUCAUAUCAGUGAAAGCCUCUAACAUCCAAAAGGUAGAGGUCAUAUCAGACACAUCAACCUUUCUGUCCCUGCUUUACGACCCUCCUCUCUUCCUCUCUCUCUUUCCUUCCCUCGCUCACUCCGCCCAGCCUUAUUCUCCAAUAGACUGUAAACGUCUUAAUAUUGUCUUGAAGUGAUAGGCUAGUAGAGGACGUUAGACCACACCCCUUUCCCCGCCACCCUCGCUCCUGUUGAGCCAAUCCCAAGUCACCUUGCUCCUUAAGGAAGACCUUGCCCCUCCCACUUUUCGACGGCGUUGGUGUGUAGAUGUUGUUAUUGCGAAAUUGUAAAGAAAACAAUAAAUAAUGAAAACGAUGAUUAUUAUGAAGAAGUAUGUUAAAAACAUUGGAAUGAGAGAGAAGAUGAUAUUAAAAGACUAUAAUUAUUAUGUGAGAACUGUACGGAAUGAUAAUAAUUGAACUUUGCAAUAAAGAAAAUGUUGAAUAUGAAAUAUAUUAAAAUACUUAUAAAAAAAAAACACUAUUGUUGGAUAUAAAACUAAGAUUAAACUAACCUGUUAGUAGAAAAUGUGACCAACUAGCCCACCGAGUAGUGACAUUUUGUCUUUUCAAAUAUUGCGUGGAGUAGAUUUUGGACCCAGACUAUCAAUAUAUUUGUCUACUAGUCCGGCUGACCCAGUGCCCAAAAUCCUUCAUUUCCAUCCCUGGUUACAACCAUUAUAACCAAGCAGGAAAUGACAUAAUGCCCAAACAGGAUAUCAGGUAACCGGAAACAGAAAGGAGGGUGGACCAAACUGACAAACUUAAUUUAGACCAAUGAAAUUUGAGGAUAAUCAUGACGAUGAUGAUGAUUGGUCAAUUGUUUCUAACUGUGUGUUGUAUAAGAGACAUUUCCGAUGUUUGUCUUAAAAACUAAACAAACAAAGAAACUAUGGGUUUUAUGCUGAAUAAAUAAAUAAACAAGAUUUGAAUAUA